Messenger RNA from Trichosporon asahii var. asahii CBS 2479, 1116 nucleotides. RefSeq lists its product as uncharacterized. NCBI's taxonomy places the organism in Eukaryota, Fungi, Basidiomycota, Tremellomycetes, Trichosporonales, Trichosporonaceae. The transcript has 3 exons. The record is from RefSeq and is a predicted model, not a curated record. Gene Ontology annotation, cellular component: mitochondrion. The coding region runs from base 1 to 1116 and encodes 371 amino acids.
AUGCUCGCGACCCGUCUGGCAAGGCGUGCAGUGUCCUGCUCGCGCCUUCGCGCUUCCGCACAGCAGCAGCGAGCACUGUCCUCAACGCCACCGCCUCGUCCUCCUCCUGACCACCACGACGCAAUUGGUCUUCCCCCGCCACCGCACGUUGAGGAAGCGCGCGAGCCAGAGGCAGAAACUCAUGAAGCUGCUGAGAAGCAUGACGAGAAGCCGCAACCUGUUGAAGACAAGGGGCCAAGACGCCCAAUUGACUUCUUUCCCGACAUCGACGAACCGGAUGCGACGACUAUGGCUGUCGCUCGUGUGCCGUUACCAAAUCCGUUCCCGGGAGAUUCAUCUGCGCCCCGCAAGCAGCGCCGCCACCCGUUCAACACAUAUACCUUUGUGACCGUGCUCGAGAAGGCGUCCGUGCCCGAAGGAACCGCCAAGACGCUCAUGGUCGGCACUCGCCAACUAUUGAACCAGCGUUCUGAGCGCGCCACCUCGAACAUGCUCAGUAAGGAGGAGCUGGAGAACGAGGCGUAUCUGUACAAGGCUGCGCUGUCGAAGCUCCGUACCGAAUUCGAGGUGCGCAACCGUAACGCUGGCAUUGCUGCACGAAACGCUGUGACUGCUGUGCGGCGUGAGUUGGAGAGCGUGGACCAGCGCAUGGCAGAGAAUGUGCAGGUCUUAAAGCAUGACAUUGAGCUGGACCUGAGCACGACAAAGGACGAGACUAGGGCCGGCUUGAAGUCGUUCGAUAUCCUGAUCGAGGAAAUCAACAACCGUGCUACGAUCUCCGUUGGAGACCUCAAGACUGAGAUUGAGAGCGCCAAGUGGGAGGCCACGCGCAGGGCUAUUGCCAUUAUUGUCGUCCUCGUCAUCUGCGGCGUUGGCAUCUCCAACUUGACUAUUGGUGAUCCUCACGUGGACCCGCCUCAACCCAAGGUUGAGCCUCCACCGCUGCCCAAUGUCACAAGAGACGUUGGCGUCGGUACUGACGACGACUUCGAUUACGAGGCGCGGAUAGAGAAGCUUCUCUCCUCGGCAUAUCCAGCUGAGCGAAAGGAGAGGAAGGAGCGCGAGCGGCGGGAGCGGCGCAAGUCCGAGCCGGAGAUUUACGUCGACCGCAUCUGA